Messenger RNA from Nestor notabilis (Kea), 1264 nucleotides. RefSeq names its product coenzyme Q6 monooxygenase (gene COQ6). Gene Ontology annotation, biological process: ubiquinone biosynthetic process. Gene Ontology annotation, molecular function: oxidoreductase activity, acting on paired donors, with incorporation or reduction of molecular oxygen, NAD(P)H as one donor, and incorporation of one atom of oxygen; 2-octaprenyl-6-methoxyphenol hydroxylase activity; FAD binding. The transcript is spliced from 11 exons. Lineage: Eukaryota; Metazoa; Chordata; Aves; Psittaciformes; Psittacidae. The annotation marks the transcript as partial. Gene Ontology annotation, cellular component: mitochondrion. The record is from RefSeq and is a predicted model, not a curated record.
CAUAUAUUUGCUUAUUGUAGGGCACAGUAUCCACUUCCAUGAUAAGAAGAUUGCUUUGCUGGAGGCUGGUCCUAGGAAAGAAUACAACCAUGUGCCAGACACCUACAGUAACAGGGUCAGUUCUGUCUCCCCAGGAUCAGCAACACUUCUAAGCAGUUUUGGUGCCUGGGAUCAUGUCUGCAGCCUGAGACUCAAACCGUUCCAGCGAAUGCAGGUGUGGGAUGCUUGUUCAGAAGCCAUGAUCGCUUUUGAGAAAGAUGACUUAGAUGACAUGGGUUACAUAGUGGAGAAUGAUGUCAUUAUGUCUGCUCUCACAAAACAAUUAGAUGCAGUAGCAGACCGGGUGGAGGUUUUCUACAGGAGCAAAGCAGUGGGGUAUACGUGGCCCCUCCCCUCUCACAGCUGUGGCACAAGCCCUUGGGUCCAAAUUGAGUUAGCUGAUGGACGCAGACUUCAGACCAAACUGCUGAUCGGUGCGGAUGGUCAUAACUCUGUAGUCCGGAAGGAAACCGAAAUUAAGAACAUUGAGCAUCAGUAUGACCAGUCAGCAGUGGUGGCAACUCUUCAUUUGUCUGAGGCCACAAACAAUAACGUAGCGUGGCAGAGGUUCCUUCCCACAGGGCCAAUUGCGCUUCUUCCGCUGUCUGACACUGCCAGCUCUCUGGUCUGGUCUACAUCUCAUGAACACGCAUCGGAACUUCUCACUAUGGAUGAGGAAAGUUUUGUGGAUAGCAUCAACUCUGCCUUUUGGAGCAAUGUAAACCACUCUGACUUCAUUGACACUGCUGGGGCCAUGUUUCGGUCUGCUCUUUCACUCUUGAGGCCCUCAGGGAGUGCAGUCCGUCAGCUACCCCCAAGUGUUGCUAAAGUGGAUCCAGAGAGCCGAGCCAUGUUCCCUCUUGGAAUGGGGCAUGCGACAGAGUAUGUCCGGCACCGCGUGGCCCUUAUUGGGGAUGCAGCGCACAGAGUCCACCCACUUGCGGGACAAGGUGUAAACCUGGGCUUCGGUGAUGUUGCGUGUUUAGCUCAUCACCUCAGUGCAGCAGCCUUCAAUGGGAAUGACCUGGGCUCCUUAAAACAUCUCUUAAAGUUUGAGACAGAGCGUCAGAGGCACAAUGUCUCCUUGAUAGCUGCUAUUGAUGUGCUAAAGAGGCUUUACUCCACGAAGCUGGCUCCCUUGGUGUUGCUGAGGACAUGGGGAUUGCAAGCAACAAAUGCCCUGCCUCCUGUCAAAGAGCAAAUCAUGGCUAUCGCCAGCAAGUGA